AUGCAAAGAACGACGUCGAUGUUGUAUACAUUCGAAUGUAAUCCUACUACUCUUACGACUACUUCAUAUGUCUAUAUGGAAUGUAUAAAUAAUAAUAAUCAAAAUAAUAAUAAUAGAAAUAAUAAUAGUAAUAAUAAUUUAUCACAUCUUGGACCAUCAUUAACACUUCGAUUAGAUCCUACUAUACAUGCAUCUUCACCUCCACUUUAUAUUGAUAUUAAAGAUUCCUUACCAACCAACUAUAAUUAUACACACCAUCGAUCAAGUAUAAGUGGUGCCGAUGAAAUCAAGGAAAAAGACAAGGAUCGAGAACGAGGAGGAGGAGGAGGAGGAAAAGAUAGAGAUGGUAGAGAAAAGGAAAGAGAAUCCCUCCUCUUACAAACAGAAGAGACAAAAGAAAAAAGGACAGUUCCAUUUAGAUUAUCAUCCUUUCCAUCGUUAAUUCGAUCCAUUUCAUGGUUAUCUAUAUUCAACAAGAUUGCUCAUGCAUCUUAUCAUCAUAAAAAUUAG
Molecule: messenger RNA, 510 nt
Organism: Cavenderia fasciculata
Lineage: Eukaryota; Evosea; Eumycetozoa; Acytosteliales; Cavenderiaceae
Exons: 4
Coding region: 1-510 (169 amino acids)
Source: RefSeq, a predicted model, not a curated record